Molecule: messenger RNA, 1651 nt
Organism: Daphnia carinata
Lineage: Eukaryota; Metazoa; Arthropoda; Branchiopoda; Diplostraca; Daphniidae
Exons: 1
Coding region: 339-1331 (330 amino acids)
Biological process (GO): membrane organization
Cellular component (GO): membrane
Molecular function (GO): ATPase activator activity
Source: RefSeq, a predicted model, not a curated record
UAUUAAAUCGGUUGCAUCUAGUUACAUUCAGUUAGCGUUAAAGAAAUAGCAGUUAAUAGCAUUAAAUCUCUACCAUCUAAAUUUAUAAUUUGACCGAGGAGUGCUCAUUUGCUACAAACUAUCUCGUAAUAGUUUACAACAAGAUUAACCUAAAACUAAUUGUAAGGAAUAUCUCUGACAAUUUCUGGGUGCAGCAACACGGCCCAAAUCGAGAGACGCAUUCGUUAGUGGAAAAGAUAAACCUGCUGUUCAAAUAAUGAUUGUAGAAUCAGUUGUAAGAAUUUGAAAUUCUAACACAUAUUUUGUAAUUGCAUUCAGACCAUAGAAUACUUUUUUUAAUGGACGCCAAUUCUACGCAAAAUUCAGAAGCAACAGAAAGUUCAAUUGAAUCUUCUGAUGAAAAUGAUAGUUCCAAUAAUAGUUCACAACAGUCAGCAACAACAAAUCGUUCAACGGAAAACGAUCGUCUGCAAGAAUUAAACGUCGAUAGUCCAGAAAAUAAACCUGGUGAGAAUGAAAACUUAAAGUCGGAUGAUUCACGCUUCCAGCCGACAUGGAAAAAACUGUUAUUCCUAUUACCCAAGAACUGGCCCAAGCGACUAGUAUAUUUUGCAAUAGUAGCAUUAUUUUUUCUACUUCUUUCUUUUUUUAUCUACGGGAAAUCAACUCCAUCGAAUACUUCCAAUGACCCAAUCAAAGUAAUUGAUAAAAUGCAAAAAACGUUCCCAUUUCAAAAAGUCGAAACGUGGAUAAGUUUUCUCGCUGCGCUCCAGAGUGUUACAAACGAUGAACCAUCCCAACCAGCAGUCCUUCUUUUUAUUGGCGGAAACACCCCGGUUGCAAUGCGUACUAUGGAGCAUGUUGUUACAACUUUGGCUAUCAACACCAACGAGCUGUUGCAUACGACGAACUCCGCCAAUGCCAACUUCAAAGAUAUAACAGUCCAAUGGGAUGAAAUUACCGAUCUCACGCAAGAGGAUAACGCAAUCACGCGAGAGCUAGAUAGGAAAAUUCAUUCUAUUCUUAGCAAAUAUUCUUCGGUUGUUCUUGGAUCUUUAGAAAAGAUUCCACCAAAAGCUGCUAUGAUUUUGCACGGCUACUGCGAUAACUUCAUGGCUCCUUUCAAAAGAAGUGUAAUCAUCUUGACUGCAGCAUUUGAUUACGAGAUGCCACGCAAUUCAAAAGAGGUAGAACGGAAACUUCACAGCCUAUGGGAUCCCUCAUUAGGCAUAGACAAGUCCGCUUCUCUUGUGUCACGGGUGGCCAAUAACGUGGUUUUUAUCGAACCAGAAACUGAUUCCACAUCAUCUAAUGAUAUCGGACGUGAUUAAUCAUUGGAAAAACCAUUUUAGCGCAAUAAAAAUACAUUGUUUUUUUGGUAUUGCCGUGAUAUAAGAACUAACCAAAUAUUGUAUAGCCCACAAACAAAAAAAAGCCAAAAAUAAAAAAUAAAACAAAAAUAAAAAAGGGAAGAGCAACCUUGAAAAGCUUAAUGUACGUAAAUUUAAGAAUCCACAAGGAUUUUCUACAGCGCUCAGAAAGAAAGCGUACCCUGAAUCGCAUUUUAUGUAUACGUUUGUUACGAACUGGCCAUUGUAAGCCUGCCUCAUCGUUGAAACUGGUCAGUCAUUUCAUUUUAAAUUGGUAUUGU